Molecule: messenger RNA, 414 nt
Organism: Camellia sinensis
Lineage: Eukaryota; Viridiplantae; Streptophyta; Magnoliopsida; Ericales; Theaceae
Source: RefSeq, a predicted model, not a curated record
CAAAACUAACAAAAAAAAUGGCUUCCUUUCUGGGGGUUUUGGGACCAAGACCGAAGCAGGCAUCGCUGCUCUGGCUCCGUGGUUUUAGAGACGCUUGCUGUCUCCACAGGGUCCUCAUCUACUGUUUCAGUUCUAAACAGCUUGCGAUACGAACUGGUCAGUGUUUUCUCUUAAACGGCUUGAUUUUCUUAGGAAGUAUCUUUAUCGUAAACUCUGUUGUCAUUCCAACACUACAAUGGAUAUUACCUGAUCAAUGCCCACAUUCUGGUUCUCAAAAAUUGUGCUCAUCUGGUGGUAUUUUAAAACUUUACCCAUUCUUACGUCUUGGAUUUCUACAACUCUUCUAUGAAAUUUAGCUAUAAAAGUUCACUUCGACCGUUACUCAUUACUUCAUUUGAUUAAUCCUUACAGGUA